Phodopus roborovskii (desert hamster) is the source of this 1451-nucleotide messenger RNA. Its product is annotated as butyrophilin subfamily 2 member A2. The coding region runs from base 4 to 1449 and encodes 481 amino acids. Gene Ontology annotation, cellular component: external side of plasma membrane. Gene Ontology annotation, biological process: T cell receptor signaling pathway; regulation of cytokine production. Gene Ontology annotation, molecular function: signaling receptor binding. The transcript has 6 exons. The record is from RefSeq and is a predicted model, not a curated record. NCBI's taxonomy places the organism in Eukaryota, Metazoa, Chordata, Mammalia, Rodentia, Cricetidae.
GUCAUGGGACCAGCUGAGCCCGUCCUGGCCAUGGUAGGAGAAAAUACCACACUGCACUGCCACCUAUCACCAGAGAGGAAUGCAGAGGGCAUGGAGGUGCGGUGGUUUCGGUGGCAUUUCUCCCCCGCGGUGCUUGUGUACAAAGACCACCAGGAGAGAGACGAGGAGCAGAUGGCAGCAUAUCAAGGAAGAACUACCUUCGUGAGCACAGACAUCAGCAAGGGAAGAGUGGCGCUCGUUAUCCACAAUGUCACAGCCUAUGACAAUGGCAUCUACUGCUGCUACUUCCAGGAAGGCAGGUCCUACGAUCAGGCCUUCAUGAGGCUCAUGGUGGCAAGCCUGGGCUCUAAGCCCCUCAUUAAAAUGAAGACCCUUGAGGAUGGGAGCAUCUUGCUGGAAUGCACAUCUGAAGGGUGGUACCCAGAGCCCAGAGCUGUGUGGAGAGACCCCUAUUAUGAAGCUGUGCCUGCCCUGGAGGAAGAUUGUACAGCUGACAGAGGAGGUCUCUUCACAGUCACUAUGACUGUGAUCAUUAGGGACUGCUCUGUGAGGAACAUGACCUGCUCCAUCAACAACAGUCUGCUCAACCAGGAGGUGGAGAGUGUGAUUUUUAUUCCAGAGUUCUUCGUGCCCAGCCUUCCUCUCUGGAUGGUGGCCAUAGCUGUCACUCUGCCUGUACUAAUGCUGAUCCUCCUUACAUCUGGAAGUAUCUGCCUCGUCAAGAACCUCCACAGGAAAAAGUCGAUUCUGUCAGCUGAAAAAGAAGUUGAAUAUGAAGAAAAAGAAACCACACGGCAACUUCAAGAAGAACUGCGAUGGAGAAGAACCCUCUUACAUGCUGCUGAUGUAGUUCUGGACCCAGAUACAGCUCAUCCUGAACUCUUCCUGUCAGACGACCAGAGAAGUGUAAGACGAGGUGCUUCGAGGCAGAGCGUGCCUGACAACCCUGAGAGGUUUGACUGCCGGCCAUGUGUCCUGGGCCGGGAGAGCUUCUCCUCAGGAAAGCAUUACUGGGAGGUGGAGGUGGAAAAUGUGAUGGUGUGGGCCAUUGGCGUCUGUAGAGACAGUGUUGAAAGGAAAGGGGAAGCCCUGUUGGUUCCUCAGAAUGGCUUCUGGACCCUGGAGAUGUUUGGAAGCCAGUACAGAGCCCUGUCCUCCCCAGAGACGAUCAUACCUCUGAAAGAGCAUCUGCACCGAGUAGCCAUCUUCCUGGACUGUGAAGCUGGAGAUGUUUCUUUCUACAACAUGAGAGACAGGUCACACAUCUACACAUGUCCCCCUGUGGCCUUUGCUGGACCCCUGAGACCCUUCUUUAGGCUUGGCUCUGAUGAUAGUCCCCUCUUCAUCUGCCCAGCAUUCACAGGGGCACAGGGAGUAACAAUACCUGAGGGUGGGCUGAUCCUAUAUAGGACAAGACCAGUUUCUCAGAGCCAUGUAAAGGAGCCAUAGCU